Molecule: messenger RNA, 1353 nt
Organism: Lampris incognitus (smalleye Pacific opah)
Lineage: Eukaryota; Metazoa; Chordata; Actinopteri; Lampriformes; Lampridae
Gene: gabrp
Product: gamma-aminobutyric acid type A receptor subunit pi
Exons: 9
Coding region: 1-1353 (450 amino acids)
Biological process (GO): regulation of membrane potential; signal transduction; monoatomic ion transmembrane transport
Cellular component (GO): GABA-A receptor complex; neuron projection; synapse
Molecular function (GO): neurotransmitter receptor activity; extracellular ligand-gated monoatomic ion channel activity; GABA-A receptor activity
Source: RefSeq, a predicted model, not a curated record
AUGCCCGCCCAGCCCCUCACGCUAUUGAUCUCGUGCCUGACCUUGACACAGAGUGGGUGUGUGUUUCCUGGCCACCACUGGGGAGAAUGGAACGAUUCCCAACUCCAGCCAACGAUCCAGAAGCUGAUGAAAGGAUACAACCGCUACCUCAGACCCAACUUCAAUCACGGUCCUGUGGAGAUUGGAAUGAGUCUUGAUAUUGCCAGCAUAGACGCCAUCUCAGAAAUCAACAUGGACUACACUGCUACUAUCUUCCUGCGCCAGCGGUGGUGUGAUUCGAGGCUGGUGUUCCCGGGGAACGAGAGCGUCAGUGUGGAUGGACGCCUGGUGUCUCUCCUCUGGAUCCCUGACACCUUCAUACCGGACUCCAAACGCUCCUUCCUUCACGAUGUCACUGUGGAAAACCGCCUCAUACGCAUCUUCAGCAAUGGGACUGUUCUCUACGCCCUGCGCAUCACGGCUACCAUUGCCUGCAACAUGGAUUUAACCAAGUACCCCAUGGACAGACAGGUGUGCACCCUGCAGCUGGAGAGCUGGGGCUAUAAUCUGCAGGAUGUGGUGUUCUACUGGACCCGAGGGAAUGAUUCAGUGAAGGGCCUGGACACGCUGCGAUUGGCCCAGUACAGCGUUGAGAGCUACUACACAUCAGUGUCAGAGGCUGUGUACGAGACAGGACAAUACCCCAAGCUGGUGCUGCAUUUUGCAUUGCGUCGAAAUGUGCUGUUCUUCAUCUUGGAGACAUACGUGCCCUCGACCCUGCUGGUGGUUCUCUCUUGGGUCUCCUUCUGGAUCAGCCAGUCCUCUGUGCCGGCGAGGACCUGUAUCGGAGUGACCACAGUCCUGACGAUGACCACGUUGAUGAUGGGCGCCCGCACUUCCCUGCCCAAUGCCAACUGCUUCAUCAAGGCCAUAGAUGUUUACCUGGGCAUCUGUUUCACGUUCAUCUUUGGUGCGCUGCUGGAGUACGCCUGUGCCCACUUCUGCACCAUGCAGCACCAAACCAUCGAGGACUUACACAGGGAUCUCCUCCGAGAGUUUAACGAAUCAAACAGAAAUGGCUCCAUCCCUGUCGUCACCUCCAGCCAGCCAAACCAGUCUGUGGAGGUCGGCUCCACCUCAGAGGAGCCGGCAGAGCAGCCAGAAAAGGGUGACAAGGACAGUGACGCCGGGUCAAAAGAGAGCAGGUCCGGGAAGAGGUGUGGCUUAUCAUCGCUGAAGGACGCGUCCCGCAGGGCAGCGUCCCUAUUCAGCGUGGAGAAUCCACACAAUAUCGACCGCCAUUCUCGCACUGUGUUCCCGAUUGCCUUCCUCUUCGUGAAUAUCCUCUACUGGCUUUACUAUCUCUUCCUCUGA